UUCAUCCACACACUCGCACAGUCUACUUAUCCACUCUCACCAACCUUCUCCUCAAAAACUCGCUCCAUUUCCAGAACCAGUAACAACAAGAGAGAGAAAAUGGCGUGUGCAGCUUCAUCCUCCGCAAUUCUCUCUCCAAACUCUAGGGUUUUCGCAUCUUAAUCUCAUGCUCCCAUGGCAGCAGCUUCCGUUUCUUCUCUCCCCAAACCCUUCUCUCCCUAAACCCUUCUCUCAAACCCUAACUCUUUCUUCCAACUUCAAUGGCGUCCGCAAAUCCUUUCAAUCUCCUCGCCGCGCUCAAUCCUCUAGGAGCAGCUUCGUCGUUCGCGCUUCUGCUGAGCUUCCCUUAGUUGGAAAUGUUGCACCAGACUUUGAGGCAGAGGCUGUUUUCGACCAAGAGUUCAUUAAUGUAAAACUUUCCGAUUACAGGGGAAAGAAAUAUGUAAUUUUGUUUUUUUACCCGUUGGAUUUCACAUUUGUUUGCCCUACUGAGAUCACUGCUUUCAGUGACCAUCACGGGGAGUUUGAGAAGUUGAACACUGAAAUGCAAGACACACUCAAUUUCCCCACCGCCUCCGCCUCCGCCACCAAAAAACUCCUUACUCCUCCCUCAAAUCCUAACUUCCUUCCGAAAACCCCUAACUCCCCUUCAUUCCCCCGCCGCAAAACCACAAAUUUCCCCACCCUCUCCACCAAAACCACCACCAUCCACCCUCUCAAACCCUCCAAAUACCAACCUUUACCCUCCACCCCACCACCACCACCACCACCCUCAACCACCACCGUUCCCACUUCCCCUGACCCAGAAUUCCAAGAAAAAGCCCUAUUCUUAGACUCUAUUGGCCUAGACGACUCACUCUCUCUUCUCCCUCCAUCCGCGAUCGCCGCCUCCCCACCUCUCUCCGACCUCAAAUCCUUCUUUGAUUACCUCACCUCGCUCGGCUUCUCCCCGCCGCAGCUCCGCCGUAUCGUGACCAUGUCCCCGGAAAUCCUUUCACUUCGCCUCCAAGACGCUGCCCCGGUUUUCGCCUUCCUCCUCCGGGAAGUGAAGGUCCCUGCUUCCGACCUGACACGAGUAAUCUGCCGCCGCCCCCGCCUCCUGGUGUCCGAUGUCGAAACCCGGCUGAGACCCACCUUGUAUUUCCUCCAGAGCAUCGGAAUUCAUGAGGUAAACAAGCACACUAACCUCCUUUCAUCUUCGGUUGAGGAUAAGUACCUGCCGAAAAUAGACUACUUUGAGAAAGUUGGUUUUGCAUACCGUGAUUCAGUUUCCAUGUUUAGGAGGUUUCCAGCAUUAUUUUGUUAUAGUGUGAAGGAGAAUUUUGAGCCGAAAUAUAGUUACUUUGUGGUGGAAAUGGGAAGGGAUUUGAAGGAAUUGAAGCAGUUUCCUCAAUACUUUUCGUUUAGUUUAGAGAAGAGGAUUAAGCCUAGGCAUCAAGUUUGUGUAGAAACUGGGGUUUGUUUCCCUCUUCCUUUAAUGUUGAAGAUGAAGGAGCAGGAGUUUGAAAAGCGAUUGGAUGCUUGUUGUAAUUCUUCUAUGCCUAGGACUGGUUCCCCUUUGUGGGGUGUGCAAAUUGACAAAUGAUUUGUUUGUUUUUUUCGGUGUUA
Messenger RNA from Spinacia oleracea (spinach), 1608 nucleotides. RefSeq lists its product as uncharacterized. The record is from RefSeq and is a predicted model, not a curated record. Gene Ontology annotation, biological process: regulation of DNA-templated transcription. Bases 167 to 1585 code for a protein of 472 amino acids. The transcript has 4 exons. Lineage: Eukaryota; Viridiplantae; Streptophyta; Magnoliopsida; Caryophyllales; Amaranthaceae. Gene Ontology annotation, molecular function: double-stranded DNA binding; antioxidant activity; oxidoreductase activity.